AUGGCGGGGAAGGAAGAUUUGCCUGGCAGUCUAGCCCCUCUGAUGGCGAAGUUCAUUGCUCUGGAGGAAAAGUACUCGGGGUUGGAAGAACGUUUCAACAAACUCCAGGAAGAGAGUUCUAUUUCCAAAUCGCUUGCCUUAGGCACUUUGAAAAUAGUAGCGUCCGACGGGGCUGGUCUAAUUCCGCCAUGUACCAUGACUCAAGGUAACAGGAUGGAAAAGACUGUGCCACCAGUGUUAAUUGACCUGAGUCAUCCUCCUUCACGUGCAAAGGUCGUAAUCAGCAGAAUAGACACGGAAACUGGAGAGCGUAAAGACCAACCUGCUUACGAGCCCAUUUUAUCGGCACCUUCCGAUACUGUAGAAAAGUCUCAAGCCUUUAUUUUGAGAAAGAUUAUUGCCGAUCCGGAUCAGAACGAGGGGAACUACAGCCAAGUUGAAAUUACAAGCGAUGGUCUAUGGAAUCUGCUCAAGCAGAUUCUUAAUCAUUGGCUUGACCAUGUUUUCGAUGGCUCCCCAGUGCUACUUUACUCUCUUUACGAACCUCUUGUCCUGUACUGGGAUGACUUGAAUAACGCAGCGGAAAAAGAAGUAGAAGAUGCGGUCGAGAAACAAGCACGUGCUGAUCUCAAACUUCUUCUAGAAACAAUAGGUAGUGGCUCAGGGGAUGCGAAACUCGAUAAGUAUCUCAAAAGCCGUAAAUCCAACAUGGACCAAAGAACAGUGACGUAUGAAACACUCUGGACUAUUUUCGCUCCCGGGACCCUGGUAUAUGGUCGCUUUUUCCAAGGUGAAGAUCAAUUAUUUCUUGUCUACGAAAGCGAAUGGCUUUGGCCACUAAUAAAUGCACGUCCUAGAUACUGGGAACUCACAGUCUGGUCGUACGACUGGAAUGGAAGAAUAUUCAAGCAAUCCCCUGCAAUACUUAAAAUAGAGGCCUUCGAGGGUCAGAAAGCGAUCUCCUCCUUGAGCGUUUUUCCACUUAAGUUUCAUGACGAUGUUGAGAACCGUAUGUUUGAUUAUGGGGGACCAGCAAUAUUUGAACAGAGAGGCUUUUUAAACGCUCAGGAUGAUGAUGACAGGGACGAUCCAUCUCAAUUAUCGUCCGAAUACAGGAAGAAAAUCAACCGAUGCUUAGCAGAUUUGAGUUCGGCGAAUUCAAAGUCGGUUAAUAUUGAAGGCAGAGUCAUGAUCGAUUUUGAAUCUUACUUUCGUUAUGGGCCGGCCUUUGCUCGGAUUGGCGCAUUGAUACCACAACUCAAUUUCGAUGAAUGUAGAUGCCAUGCAUGCCAAAAAAACCUUCCUCUUCGAGAGAAACUAAGGACUAGAUUUGACGAAGAAGCUCAUCAGAAAGGCGCAUGGCAUGAUGAGCAUCAUGGAACGAAAUCGGAGGAAGGCGAAGAACAGGAGCUGGAGGUAGAUGAUAUUUUUGCCAAAAAAGGGAAAGGAUUGGUUAUUCUUCUAUACGGUCCACCGGGUGUAGGUAAAACAACCACCGCAGAGACAGUUGCCAUUGCCGCCCGCAAGCCUCUAUUCUCUAUAAGUGUAGCAGAUGUGGGAGAUAAAGCAAAGAAGGUAGAAAAGAACCUCGCCAAAAUAUUCUCGCUGGCUAGUUUCUGGCAAGCUAUACUGCUCAUCGAUGAGGCAGACGUGUUCCUUGAGAGCAGAGGACAAGGGGCAGCCAGUAACGUUGAGAGGAAUUCGCUCGUCUCCGUAUUUCUGCGCGUUCUCGAAUACUACCAGGGAAUUCUCAUGCUUACCACCAAUCAAAUCGCACAAUUUGACGUGGCGAUAAAGUCUCGUAUCCAUGUAGCAUUUAAAUACGAAGAACUCACUCCAGACCAGGCACUGGCUAUAUUCAACGGAUUUCUUCAGCCGCUUGACAAAAAGGGUUGA
Molecule: messenger RNA, 1896 nt
Organism: Botrytis sinoallii
Lineage: Eukaryota; Fungi; Ascomycota; Leotiomycetes; Helotiales; Sclerotiniaceae
Exons: 11
Coding region: 1-1896 (631 amino acids)
Molecular function (GO): ATP hydrolysis activity; ATP binding
Source: RefSeq, a predicted model, not a curated record